AUGAACUCCACGCUUAUGGUAUCAAGCAAUGCUUUCGAAGUACGAGCCUUCCGUGGCGAGAAAUCGACCGCAUCCAACCAGCUUGGCGGCCAGUGGGGCAGGACAUAUUCGUUGGAGAAUGGUUUAAUGAAGGAGCAGGAGAGCCUUCCACCGUCUACGGCCAUGUUUGAGGGGGAUGACUUCUCCUUGAGGUGCAUAGAUGGGACUAUGGCCGACUUUGACGCUGGCAGGCUUGAUACGUGCAUGGACGGGCGAGGCAACGGCAUGAACGGCAUGCCAGUAUCCGAUUCCUUUUACACUCAAACAGCCGGCUCGUCUCUCAGCAAUCCGUCGCCAGGCAGCAUCGACGGCAGCCUGCAAGGAGAGAUGGCCGUCGACACCGGCCCAUCCUCCGAAUCUCCCUCGCCGAAGACCAAAUCGACCACAGUCAAGAAGCGUGGCCGCCCCCGGAAGACCCAGCCGGCGGCUAACGCCGCGACAAUAUCGAGGGUGGACACCAAGACCAACACGAAAUCCAGGCGCCGCACCAGCACCAGAAGCGAACCCGACGCUUCGGGCUCCGAAGGCCUGAAAGCAUUACGCGUCCGCGAAAAGAACCGUAUCGCCGCCGACAAAUGCCGCUCGCGGAGGCGGCAGGAGGAAGACAAGCUCAAGUCCAAACACGAGGAUCUCGAGCAGGAGCAUCGCAGGCUAUCGGGGGCGCUGUCGGAGCUAAUGGCGGAGACGUAUGUCCUCAAGAACAUGUUGAUGGAGCAUGGCAGCUGCGACUGCCGGCUGAUACAGGACUAUUUGAAGGAGUCGGCGUCAGAAUGGGUGGCCAAAAAGCUAAAAUCGUCAACCUCGCCAGUCGACGCGAGCCCAUCUUGA
Molecule: messenger RNA, 867 nt
Organism: Purpureocillium lilacinum
Lineage: Eukaryota; Fungi; Ascomycota; Sordariomycetes; Hypocreales; Ophiocordycipitaceae
Biological process (GO): regulation of transcription by RNA polymerase II
Cellular component (GO): nucleus
Molecular function (GO): RNA polymerase II cis-regulatory region sequence-specific DNA binding; DNA-binding transcription factor activity, RNA polymerase II-specific
Source: RefSeq, a predicted model, not a curated record